Messenger RNA from Episyrphus balteatus (marmalade hoverfly), 3313 nucleotides. RefSeq lists its product as uncharacterized. The coding region runs from base 291 to 2771 and encodes 826 amino acids. The record is from RefSeq and is a predicted model, not a curated record. Gene Ontology annotation, biological process: negative regulation of canonical Wnt signaling pathway. NCBI's taxonomy places the organism in Eukaryota, Metazoa, Arthropoda, Insecta, Diptera, Syrphidae. Gene Ontology annotation, cellular component: plasma membrane; cytoskeleton. The transcript is spliced from 11 exons.
UAUAGUGUAAAAAAAAUAUAUAUAGAAAAAAAUAGUUUUAAAAUUAAAUAAAUUCAACCAAAAAAAAAAUGUCGGAUUGAAUUCAAAAUGGCCACGUUAAGCUAAUAGUGGUGAGACGCAAUUUAUGUGUCCGAGUGCGUGACGUACGAGAGCGUGUCAAAAGGGCGCGGACGAGGGCGAGAAGAAGACGACGACGAAGACGUGAUCGGGAUCCGCGAACGAGUUGAAACAUCCGAGCAUCUACUAUAUGUCCAUGAGUCUGUCCAUAUAAAUGCAUAACGCACCAAGAAAUGGAUCCAAAUAAAUUCUAUUGUCGCAGCAAUAAUAAUAACAACAACAAUAACGGCUCACAAACACCAUCAAUAGCAUCUUCCUCGUCGUCAGUAUCAUCAUCAGCGGCCGCAGCAAUAGCUGCAGCAGCUGCUACUGCUGCUGCAGCAACAGCCGCUUCAUCUCAAAUCGGCCAAGACAUUGUACCGAAAGGCAAAUCCCAGCAAUUGAAUCGGGGGACCAAUACAGGAAAUUACAUAAAUGUUGUGCCUGUUCCCAUUGGAGUGCAAUACCAUCGAAGAAAAUUAACGCCACAGGAAUAUCAGUCACGUUUGUAUUAUAAUGGCACAGACUAUCGAUGUCGGGAGGAUUACUAUAACCUUGCACCAACGAGUGGUCGACUAAGUACGACAUCUCCAUCGCCUUCGUUGCAACAGCAACAACAACACCAGCAGCAACAACCACAACAAAGUCAUCAACAGCAACAGCAGCAGCAACUUCAACUGCAACAACAACAACACCAUCAACAGCAUCAACAACACCAACAACAGCAACACCAACAACAGCAACAACAGCAACAUCACCACCAACAUCAUCAUGUCCACCAACAGCACCAUCAUCAACAACAACAACAACAAACCCAGCAGCACCAUCAGCAGCAGCAGCAACAACAACAACAUCUACAUCAACAACACUGCACGGAUAUUGUUGAUGAGGUGUUGAACAGUAGUCGCGUUGUUGCCACCCAAACCAGCAACGGUAAUUGUGAACAAAUAGUGUCGACAGGUUUUGGUAGCACAAAUGGUGUAGGUGGUGGGGGUAGCAGUGCAUCAACGCUACCCCCACCGCCAGUGUUGUACACGGUGCAUAGGGUAGUGACAACGGCCCAAAUACAAACGGCCGGUGGUAAUACGUUCGCUUCGUCAUCGAGCGUGUCGAGUGUUGUAAGUGCGUUGCGGGGGGGUGAUGCGGCCGAAUGCUUAACGGCCGCAGUUAGUGGGGCCAGUGGUGGUGUUGGAGGGGUUGGUGGUGGUACAUCAGCAGCAGCAGCAACAGCAGCAGCAAUUGCCUCAGCGGGAGGACUCCGUAGUUCACCUGGAACAAGUACAAAUUCAAAUUAUCAGCCACAUCAGCAACCAUGCAGUUCAGAAGUUCAACAUCAACAACAACAACAACAACACUCAUCAUCAAGGAUAUCAAAUAAUUUUAAUUCAACCACCUCAUCAUCAAACACAAAUUACUCAAGUGGUGCUAAAUCGUCGACGUCGAUACCAAGGCCUCUGCAAAAUGUGAUACCCACAUGCGUGUACCUAAUGUCACGCAUCGCUGUACAUAUGGAAAUCGAAGGAACGGCCCAGUGUCCAUCGCAAGUGAUGCUGGCUGCUGCUCUGGGCUGUGAAGAAUUAGGAAUAGCUAAUAAAUUACUAGCGCAAAGUAUAUUUGGUCUUUGGAUGACCAGCGCACUCUUAGAAAUCCAAUUGAAAUCCCAUCAUCGACCUUAUGUAGUUAGAAUAGCGUGGCAAAGUUUGCUCGAAAAGUUCAGCCAUGGCAAUCCAAUUGAAAAGAAAUACGACGAACCAAUGAUAAUGCUCAAACGGAAUGUGUUCUUUUCAAAAAAGGAUGAAGAAAAAAUCAAAGACCAUCGGAUAUUGGAGCUACUGUACGAGGAGGCGAAACACAAUGUGCUAACAGGUCGAUACAUCAUGGAACCAGUGCAUUCGGUCAUGCUUGGUGGAAUACAAGCUCGAAUAGAAUUGGGUCCCUACAAUUCGCACACCCACACAAUCAGUUUUUUUAGAGAGAAUCAAUCACGAUUUCUGCCACAACACGUUGCCAAAAACUCCAGUUGGUCCUGGUUGCCAGUUAGUCGUAAGAAUUCGGCGGAAGUCAAACUUUUAGAACAAUACAAACGAGUGCCACAGACAGCAACGACGAGGAAACUCAUGAGGAAAUAUUUGGAAUUUUGUUGGGCGCUUCCUUUCUACGGUGCGGCAUUUUUUCAUGGUCAAGUGGAGCAGCCAGUUCGUGGUCUUAUGAGCUUAGUGAAUCACAAGGAUGUUUCAGUGAUUGUUGCGAUAAACGAGCGUGGUAUUUUCAUCAUUGAUCCGGUGGAAUACACACUGUUGCUGGGCUUAAGAUAUGAAGACUUAUCCUGGGACUUUGCCAAACCGAGUGCGAGUGAUGAUCCCGAAUGCCAGACGUGUAUAUUUCUACAGUUCGAUGCGGUGGAAAACGGAAUCCAAAUAUCAAAACUGAUGCAAAUAUUCUCAAGACAAGCGGCUAUGAUGGAUGCCUUAAUUGCUCAUUUUGCGGAACAAAUGAGACGACGACGAGAAGGUGGUGAUGGAAAUGUUACAGAGCAUAUCCAUGAUGAACCAAAUCCAAUUCAAAACAAUGGAAACGGUGUACUCUGCAAUAAAUUGUCCCGCCUGACAUUAGCAACAUUCGAUGAUGAAGGACGUUGUAUAGGACAAAUGGGAUCAUUAUCAAUAAGUUAUUAACAGUUUAUUUAGUAAAAUUUCUUUUAUAUAUAAAAAACUUUUAUUUUGUUAAUAAUGUUUUUUUUUUUACAUACAUACAUAUUAUAUAUAGUUGUUAUAAUAUUAUUAAUAUAAAAAAUAUCAUACUUAUCUUACUUUUUUCAACAAACAAAAAAAUAAAAACAAACAAAUUUUUUUUAUACGGGUAUGAUUGAUUUUUUGUCUGAAACUACUUUAUUAAGUAAAAAAAAAAAAUAAAAAUAAAUUUUAAGUUGUAUAAUCUUAUGUCUGUAAAAUAAUAAUUAAAAUUUAAAUUAAAAAAAAAGAACAGAAAGUUAAAUUUAAAACAAACAAACCAAAAGAUAAAAAACUAAGCAAUGGAAAGAAGGAUUACUUUGUUAAAAGUUAAAAUGUGAUGAAGCCGACUUAAAAUACCAACGAAAAAACAUAAUAAAAAUUGUAAAAAGAAGAUGAAGAAAAAGUUGUACAGGUUAUAAGGGGGUAUGCAAUAAUUUGAAAAUAAAAGAGACAAAAUUUUCAAAAAUUUUAACUUCUUAUUUAUU